This is a messenger RNA of Daktulosphaira vitifoliae (grape phylloxera), 1920 nucleotides long. RefSeq names its product protein RFT1 homolog. Gene Ontology annotation, biological process: dolichol-linked oligosaccharide biosynthetic process; glycolipid translocation. The transcript has 10 exons. Gene Ontology annotation, cellular component: endoplasmic reticulum membrane. The coding region runs from base 219 to 1796 and encodes 525 amino acids. NCBI's taxonomy places the organism in Eukaryota, Metazoa, Arthropoda, Insecta, Hemiptera, Phylloxeridae. The record is from RefSeq and is a predicted model, not a curated record.
UAUUUUCUCAUUCCUAACAAAAAAAAAUUAUCUCAUGAUUGUUAGCAAUUUAAUUUCUGCUCAAUGUAUUCAAUGAAUAUUUAAUAAACAUCGCAAAUUAGUCGUUAUAUUAUUAGAAGUUUGAAUGAUAUAAAUUUAAAUUAUCUUAUAAAAUAACUAUGUUAUAACAUCUAUUAAAAUCAUUUUUAUAGAAUGUAAAUGAUUUAAAUACGCUCAAAAUGUCAAAAAAUUUCCUGAAAAGUAGUAUUGAAAACGCUUCACUAAAUAUUCUUCUUCAAAUUGGUUUUAGAUGUUUAACCUUUGUCUUAAACGCAUGUGUUCUCAGACACGUGUCCCAAGAUGAAAUUGGGAUAACCAAUGUCAGGUUACUAUUAUUAGAGUCAACAGUAUUAUUCUUAAGUCGAGAAGCUUUUAGAAGAGCAUGUUUAACAGCAACAACACAACAUGAUUGGCCUAAAGUGAUUAACCUUAUCUGGCUAUCAGUACCACUUUGUAUUGGAAUUAGUGGAGUAUGUGGUUAUGUUUGGUUAAACUUAUUGGAACAACCUAAUAUAUCUCUGACAUUGCAUUAUAAAUUUGGAGUAUGGUCAAUAUUAAUAAGUUGUGUUAUGGAACUUUGUUCUGAGCAAUUGUACAUUGUAGGACAAGCAUUUCUAUUUGUUAGAGUACAGAUAGCAUUGGAAAUUAUUAAUAUAACUAUACGAACAAUUAUUUAUACUACUUUGGUUAUGAGCUGGAGUGGACAAAAUGCUGUACUAGCUUUUUCAUUUGCUCAACUAGCUUCAAUAUUUAUAUAUACUUUAUCAUUUUACGCAUAUUUUUGGUACUAUUUAAGAAACAAAAAUGACAAUUUACCAUUCAAUUCUAUGUGGGACUUAUUUCCUAAAAUAUUUAAAAAAAAAUGGUCAGAAUGUUUAGAUUUUAGAUUAGUUUUAUUACUAUGGAGUUUUUUGAAGCAAGGAUUUAUGAAACAAUUACUGACUGAUGGUGAACGUUAUGUAAUGACAUUUUUCAACACACUAAAGUUUAAUCAACAAGGGGUAUAUGAUAUUAUUAAUAAUUUGGGAUCUUUAGCAGCUCGGUUUCUGUUUAGACCUGUAGAAACUGCUUCUUAUUUUUAUUUUAGUCAACUUGUACAUAGAGAUGUCCCUAUUAAAAAACAAAUAGAGCAAGAUUCAAAUAGAAUCAAAGAAGUUGUAAAUGUUUUGGAAUGUCUAUUACGUGUGAAUAGCUCAAUUGGAUUAGUUGUUCUAUCAUUUGGUCAGGCAUAUGCAAAACUUGCCUUAUAUCUUUAUGGAGGGUCAGCAUUAGCCGUUGGUAUAGGUCCUAUUAUAUUAAAAAUGCAUUGUUUAUCUAUUUUGUUUUUGGCUGUAAAUGGCAUUAUUGAAUGUUAUGCUGCCGCAACCAUGAAUAUCACUGAAUUAAACCAGUAUAAUGUGGAAAUGGUUUAUUUAUCUGUGAUAUUUAUAUUUAUUUCAUUUGUGCUAUCUUCUUUUUUUGGAGGUUUGGGUUUUAUUUUAGCAAAUUGUUGUAAUUUUGCAUUUAGGAUUAUACAAUGUGGACGAUACAUUAUAUCUCAAUACAAAAAUACCAAUUAUAGUCCUCUUAAAAGUUUAAUACCAAAAAAACUAUUUUUAAUGACCUUAAUACUUUCUACAAUUUUAACAUUAUAUUCAGAGAACAUAUACUUUGAGAAUGAUAAAGUCUUCCAUGUUUUAUUUGGUGCAAUUUUAUUUUUCAUAACUGUGUCUAUUUGGUUAUUUGAAGAAAUAUCUACUCUAAAAUUUUUAAAUUGAUUCAGGGAUGGCUAGAAUUAGAAAGUGAUCCCGGGUUGUUUACAUUAUUGCUAGAAGACUUUGGUGUGAAAGGCGUUCAGUUAGAAGAAAUCUAUGACCUUCAAAAGCCUUUUCUAGAUAGCCC